GUCAGUGCAUCAGCUGGAGGAGGGAGUCAACCCUGGACCCCCAUCAGUUGAGGAUGUACCUAACACCACUACCAUGGACACACCUAAUCACCUGACUGUGGAAGCAGCCUCGGAAACAGCUGCGGCUUCAACGGGAAGAAACCAACCGAAAAGUGGAAAGUCAGAAACUGGAGACGACGUCAACCUGAAACCCUUGGAGGUUCUCAGAUCCAGAUAUUUUUAUUUUAUAUGGUUGAUGUUUGUGUUCAACGGACAGGGCAUUAUCUUCGUCUCUACUCUGUACAAGGCAUACGGCCAAACUUUCAUUUCAGAUGACACAUUUAUGGCCUUGGCAGGUUCGUUUGGUUCUGCUUUCAAUGCUGUAGGAAGAAUCUUUUGGGGAGCCCUGGCUGAUAAAUUUUCUUUUAGGGUAUCUUGUCUCAUCAUGAGCGCUGCUUUCACCUGCUCGAUGCUGACCCUACAACUGUCAGAACUAGGAGGAAAGCCCCUGUUCUUUGUCUAUGUCUGCCUGCUGUUUGGCUCAUUCUCCGGGAGCUAUGCUUUAUUUCCAACAGCCACAGCCAAGUGCUUCGGUCGCAAGUAUCUUCCCAUUAACUAUGGGCUAGUCUUUACUUCCCAGGUGAUCACUGCACCACUGGGAGUGUUCUUGUCACAGUCACUAAAAUCCUCCCUUGGUUGGGACGGCUUGUUUUUCUUGAUAGCCGGAUUUUCCUUUAUCAGUCUAAUUCUUGCAUUCCUGUUUAAUGCCAAGGAUAAACUUGGAAACGAGAUAUGA
Candidula unifasciata is the source of this 775-nucleotide messenger RNA. The record is from the annotation of a GenBank genome assembly. Lineage: Eukaryota; Metazoa; Mollusca; Gastropoda; Stylommatophora; Geomitridae.